CAGCCAGCAACUCAGGUCCAAACAGUCAUUUACAACCAGAUACCAGUGGCAGUUCAGACAGUUCUGGAACUGAGACUGAUGACAGUUAUGACUGGAAACAGACCAGAGAACUUCAGUCACCUUUUAACUGUCAAAAAAAUACCAGUAUUGUUAGUUCAAGUAAUUGUAACAUUGAUGAGAAACAAUUUAAUUACUUGAAAGAUGGGAAAGCAUCUGGACACAUGAACAACUUGGAGCAACACAAGGGGAGGCAAGCAAGCGUAAAACCAUUUAGCUGUUCUGAUCGGAGUAAAAGACAGAAACAGAAGGGCAUUCUAAACAAACACAUUAGAAUUCAGACAGGACAAAAACAAUUUGGCUGUCCUGAAUGUGGUCGAACGUUUGGACGAAAGAGCCACCUGAACACACACAUGAUAAUUCAUACAGGGGAAAAACGAUUUGGCUGUUCUGAAUGUGGUCAAAGAUUUAUACAAAAGAUUCACCGAGAUGAACACAUGAGAACUCAUACAGGAGAAAAACGAUUUGGCUGUUCUGAAUGUGGUCAAAGAUUUGGACAAAAGAGCCACCUGAAAACGCACAUAAUAAUUCAUACAAAACAAAAACCAUUUGCCUGUUCUCAGUGUGGUCAAAGAUUUAUACAAAAGAUCCACCUGAAUGGCCACAUGGUCAUUCAUACAGGACAAAAACCAUUUGGCUGUUCUGAAUGUGGUCGAAGAUUUGGACUAAAGAGCCACCUGAAGGGACAUAUGAUAAUUCAUACAGGACAAAAAUCAUUUGGCUGUUCUGAAUGUAGUCGAACAUUUGGUCAAAAGAGCACUCUAAAAAAACACAUGAUAACUCAUACAGGACAACAACCAUUUAUCUGUUCUGAAUGUGGUCGAAGAUUUGGACGAAAGAGCACUCUGAACAAACACAUGAUAAUUCAUACAGGACAGCAACCAUUUUGCUGUUCUGAAUGUGGUCGAAGAUUUUGUCAAAAGAGCUACCUGAACAGUCACAUGAUAAUUCAUACAGGACAGCAGCCAUUUGGCUGUUCUGAAUGUGGUCGAAGAUUUGGUCAAAAGAGCUACCUGAAUAAACACAUGAUAAUUCAUACAGGACAAAAGCCAUUUGGCUGUUCUGAAUGUGGUCGAAGAUUUGGACGAAAGAGCAACCUGAACAGACACAUGACAGUUCAUACAAUUUCUGUCAGUGGUGCAGGGAGACAUCUUUCCUGUGCAAGCACUCAGCUGGAUAACCCACCAGAUCACCAAAGUACUGAACUGGACCCCAGCAACAACGGCCUCAAAGGGCCAAAAGAAAAUAGCCAAACUACAACACUUUAAAUUGGUCCAUUGAGGAG
This is a messenger RNA of Thalassophryne amazonica, 1342 nucleotides long. Its product is annotated as gastrula zinc finger protein XlCGF8.2DB-like. The transcript has a single exon. Bases 222 to 1325 code for a protein of 367 amino acids. NCBI's taxonomy places the organism in Eukaryota, Metazoa, Chordata, Actinopteri, Batrachoidiformes, Batrachoididae. The record is from RefSeq and is a predicted model, not a curated record.